AUCUCCAAAGCCUACUCUAAAAAAUAACCACAAGAAUCACUGCCAAAACUGCCAUGGGAGAACUCGACGAAGCUUUUAUCCAAGCUCCAGAACACAGACCCAACACUCACCUCACAAACUCCGGUGAUUUCAUUUUCUCCGACGAGAUCCCGACCAUCGACCUCUCUUCUCUCGAAGAUACUCAUCAUGACAAGACUGCGAUCGCCAAGGAGAUUGCAGAGGCAUGCAAGAGAUGGGGAUUUUUUCAAGUGAUCAACCAUGGCUUGCCUUCAGCUUUAAGGCAUCGUGUAGAGAAGACAGCUGCUGAGUUUUUCAAUCUAACGACGGAGGAGAAGAGGAAAGUGAAAAGAGACGAAGUGAAUCCUAUGGGUUAUCACGACGAAGAACACACUAAGAACGUUAGAGAUUGGAAGGAAAUUUUCGAUUUCUUCUUACAAGAUUCCACGAUCGUUCCGGCGUCACCGGAGCCGGAAGAUACUGAGCUCCGAAAGCUCACGAACCAGUGGCCUCAAAACCCUUCUCAUUUCAGAGAGGUAUGCCAAGAAUAUGCAAGAGAAGUUGAGAAGUUAGCUUUUAGGCUAUUGGAACUUGUCUCCAUUAGUUUGGGUCUACCUGGUGAUCGGCUAACCGGUUUCUUCAAUGAGCAAACUAGUUUUUUGCGGUUUAACCAUUACCCUCCUUGCCCGAACCCCGAGCUAGCAUUAGGUGUUGGACGUCACAAAGAUGGAGGAGCUUUAACCGUCCUGGCCCAAGAUAGUGUAGGUGGAUUACAAGUGAGUCGUAGAUCGGAUGGACAAUGGAUCCCCGUGAAACCGAUCUCGGAUGCUUUGAUCAUUAACAUGGGCAAUUGUAUUCAGGUAAACGUAGACUUUCGGCUCAAAACCAAUUAGCAAUGAACGAAGUUGCAUGUCAAUAUAUCUUCGAUGUAUUAUAUUAGAGUUGAUGAAUGAAAAUAAGAUUUUGUGGAGUAGGUGUGGACAAAUGAUGAGUAUUGGAGUGCUGAACAUAGAGUGGUCGUGAAUACAAGCAAAGAGAGAUUCUCAAUACCAUUCUUCUUCUUCCCAUCACAUGAAGCCAAUAUUGAGCCAUUGGAGGAGCUUAUAAGUGAGGAAAACCCGCCUUGUUAUAAAAAGUACAAUUGGGGAAAGUUCUUUGUUUCAAGAAACAGAAGUGAUUUCAAGAAACUCGAGGUUGAGAAUAUCCAGAUUGAUCACUUCAAGGCUUAGUUAAUCACAUUAUAAUUAAACCUUAUGUUGAUUUCUAUUCGUUCUUUUUAUAUAAGUUAGCCAAGUUCAUAUUUCCCAAAAUGCACGCGAGAUUUUACAUGUUUAUGUUUAAAAUAAACGGUCAUCAGAAUGUUGUGUCAUUUGCGAUCUUCGUCAUUUUUCAUUUCCAAAUAUACGUAGACUGACCUAAUGUUGAUAAAUGCGAUAGUUCUUAAUUUCACAUGUUUA
Molecule: messenger RNA, 1454 nt
Organism: Arabidopsis thaliana (thale cress)
Lineage: Eukaryota; Viridiplantae; Streptophyta; Magnoliopsida; Brassicales; Brassicaceae
Product: 2-oxoglutarate (2OG) and Fe(II)-dependent oxygenase superfamily protein
Exons: 2
Coding region: 54-890 (278 amino acids)
Molecular function (GO): oxidoreductase activity; 2-oxoglutarate-dependent dioxygenase activity; iron ion binding
Source: RefSeq, marked reviewed